Messenger RNA from Zychaea mexicana, 1307 nucleotides. Its product is annotated as C2H2 type zinc-finger-domain-containing protein. Lineage: Eukaryota; Fungi; Mucoromycota; Mucoromycetes; Mucorales; Lichtheimiaceae. Gene Ontology annotation, cellular component: preribosome, large subunit precursor. Gene Ontology annotation, molecular function: nucleic acid binding; zinc ion binding. Bases 102 to 1208 code for a protein of 368 amino acids. The record is from RefSeq and is a predicted model, not a curated record. The transcript is spliced from 6 exons. Gene Ontology annotation, biological process: ribosomal large subunit biogenesis.
CUUGCUUAGUAAUAAUUUCGUCACACAUGGAAAUGCAUACAUAACCCGACAAAAAAACCUUUUGUUCUUUAUCCCGUUAACACACAAACUUCUUCUAUACAAUGUCGUUAACAGAAUCACCACAAUCUACUUCUGACCGGUCAAAGACGCUUUUUACCUGCCUUGCCUGUCAUGUCGCUUUUCCAACUUCGGAGGGUCAACGAAACCAUUACCGUACAGACUGGCACAAGUAUAACUUGAAACGCAAAAUUGCAGAGCUUGCACCCAUCAGUGCUGAGCAAUUUGCAGAAAAGAUCAAUGCAACACAAGCGAAAGGCCGAGAAGAACAAGAACGUAUGGGAUUAAUAUAUGAGUGCUCUGUGUGCAGGAAAUCGUACUUUUCAGAGAAUGCCUUCAACAACCAUAUUCAAUCCAAGAAACAUCGAGAACUGGAAGAGCAGGCAGAGCUGAUUGAUGAGGAUAACGAGGAGGAAGAGGAACAUGGUCACAGCGACGAGAAAAGGGAAACCCAUAACAAAACAGCAAUUGAAAAUUCAGAGCAUGAGUGUCUGUUUUGCCCAAACAUCAGCAACGAUUUUGACGGCAAUAUGGAUCACAUGAAAAAAGCACACGGGUUCUUUUUACCUGAUGCAGAAUACCUCCAAAAUACCAAGGGAUUGAUCGGCUAUCUCGCCAACAAAGUCAAUGGUGCUAUUUGCUUAUAUUGCAAUGGACGUGGGAAAGAAUGGAAGAGUCUGGAUGCCGUGCGUGCACAUAUGGUUGAUGUUGGUCACUGUAAAAUGGCCUAUGAUGAGUCAGAAGCUCCUGAAGAGCUACUAAAAUAUUAUGAUUUUGGUGAUCUGGACCAGGAUGGCACCUCACCAUCUUCUGCUACUGUCGCUGAUAAAUCCAGCGAGCUUGUCCUGAACAAUGGAUUACGAGUGACCCAUCGGCGCUUUUUGAAGCCCCACAAGAACCAUCGUAAAGAGGUUGAAGAUGUAGCAGCAGCAGCAGCAGCAAAUGAUGAUGAUGAUGUUUCGGUAGCAUCACUGCCACGAAGAGAACGGCGGCAUCGACUCGCCAUAACGGACGGGAAAGCAGCACAGCAGCAGCAGAGCACAGCUCAAGGCAUUCGUGCAGUUUCAGCAAAGCAGCAUUUCGAGCAACAAGUGUCUGUAAAGCAUAACUUGAAUGUAACACGUCGAGCUCGUGAUCAAGUCCCCAAAUAAAAUAUUUUUAUUUGUCUAUAUGCGUCUUUUGAGCUUUGUUUAUUAUGUAUGCCGCAUAUCAGUAAGGAGUUGUGGCAAUUUUUUAUUGCUACAUGUCAA